AUGGCAAAGGAGAGUACCGUCGAGCAUGACAUCUCCUACCGGUCUACAAUCCAGCCAAGAACGGCCGUCCGCACCCCCAGCCGGACCAGUGGCAACUUCAACUCGAGUGGUGGAGGAGGAGGUGAGCUAAUCUGAAGAAUAGGAUCGAUGCUUUCUCCUUUCCUCGACAACCUCUUUGAUAGCACGGUCUGGUUGAUUAAAGACCAUCAACUUCCUCAUUAAGUCUGUUCCUCUCCUAUCUGCGGCGCCUAAGGCAACAGUUUUUGUUUAUCGAAUUCCAGGGCUGGAAUAAUCAUCUCUGUUUGGCGGCGAUAAGGGCACUCCUUGGUCCAUAAACCGCCCCGCUUUUUAUGCAUGCGACUAUACAUUGCUCCUCAUAUUUAUUGUUGUUUGUGGGGAUUUUUUGGCGUCACAGAAUUUCCGAAAAGAAUCCUUCUUCGCUCUCUUUUGUAAGCCCGGUUAAAGCGCUCGCGCAUCCGAUUAGAAUCGGUUUGUGCAGGUCCCGUCGCUUGCCUAAAAAAACUUUUCGAUGCACUCCGAAUGAAUGAGAGAGAAUUCCGUACCAAAAGGCAAAUCCGAACGUAUAAUAUCACAUACUAAACCCUUUGCCUCACAAAAAACCGGACAGAAGUUAAAAAAGAGCCCCUGGAGACCCGGGUGCGAUCGAAAAACUGAAUCCGAAGCUGGAGCUCCGUUACGUCGGGCUGAACAAGGCCAUUCAAACCGAUUCAAAAGCUUUUGCUCUCGACCUCCAUUUCGCAAAUUCAGCUCUUCCCGACUAGAGACCUCUAAACGCGCUUCCCAACCUUACCUAUUGCCCUUUAUCUCCUUCGGAAACUCAUCAAGAUGUACAGAGAAGGUAUUGCCGUAUUAUGUCAUCGUCUAAUGUCAUGUUGCUUAUCGAAUUAUUUAAGGUCGUGUACUCAAGAUGGUAACCGAAAUGGGCAGUGCUGCGGUUGGCGGAAUCAGCCCAGCCUUGAGUGCCAAUGCUGCCAAAUCCUUCCUCGAGGCUGCUGAUAAAGAUAAAAAGGAAAUGCAGGGACUUAAUGACAGAUUGGGAAACUACAUUGACAGAGUCAAGAAGCUAGAAGAACAGAAUAGAAAACUGGUAGCCGAAUUAGAAGAUCUGAGAAGUCGUUGGGGAAAAGAUACGACCGAAAUCAAAGUAAGAUUACAACUAUUAUUACUUUUACAAUUAUUUUGACGGCUAAAUAAACUCACUUUAGAUCAGAUACACUGACAGUCUUUCUGAAGCCCGUAAAAAUAUUGAUGGAGCUGCCAGACAAAAGGCCGAAGUCGAUGUUAAAGUAGCCAGACUGAAGGAAGACCUCGAAGAAUACAGAAACAGAUACGAUGAGAUUCAACGGCGACGUGAAUCCGACCGCGAUCACAUCACCCAGUUCACUAACAUGAUCGCCGAUGCACAGAAUGAAUUGGAAAUGCUUAGAGCUCGCUGGAAGCAGCUGACUGAUGAGGAAAAGAGACUGAUUACUGACAAUGCCCGUUAUUGGGAGGAACUUCAAAAGGCCAGAAAUGUAAGAAAGAUUCAUUUGAGGACACACAAAAACAUUGUAAAACGGGUUACAAAUAACUUUGCAGGAUCUUGAUGAAGAAACUCUAGGCAGAAUUGACUUCCAAAACCAAGUCCAAACUCUGAUGGAAGAACUCGAAUUCUUGAGAAGAGUCCAUGAACAAGAAGUCAAGGAACUGCAGGCUCUUUUGGCCCAAGCCCCCGCUGACACUCGUGAAUUCUUCAAGAAUGAACUCGCUUUGGCCAUCCGUGAUAUUAAAGAUGAGUACGAUUACAUUGCCAAACAAGGUCGUCAAGAUAUGGAGAGCUGGUACAAACUCAAGGUGUCCGAGGUUCAAGGAAACGCCAAUCGCUCGGCCAUGGACUCAAACUACCAAAGAGAAGAGGUCAAGAGAAUGCGCGACAAUAUUGGAGAUCUCCGUGGAAAAUUGGCCGAUCUCGAAAACAAGAACGCUCAGCUCGAAAAGGAAGUCCAAAACUUGCAGUAUCAGGUAAGUCUAAAGAACAGUAUUGUUAUAAAAUUUUUUGUCAGCAAAAUUUGAUCUUCUAACAUUUGCAGCUUGCCGAUGACCAAAGACAAUACGAGCAAGCCCUUAAUGAGCGUGAUGCUCAACUGCGUCGCAUGAAAGACGAAGUUCAGAGCUUGGUCCAAGAACUCCAAGGUCUUCUGGACACCAAACAAAUGCUGGAUGCUGAGAUUGCGAUCUAUAGGAAGAUGCUGGAAGGUGAAGAACACCGUGUGGGACUUCGACAAAUGGUAGAACAAGUCGUCAAGACCCAUUCUCUUCAACAACAAGAAGAUACUGACUCCACUCGCAAUGUGAGGGGAGAAGUUCAGACUAAAACCACCUUCCAACGUUCGGCGAAGGGUAAUAUCACAAUCGCUGAAUGCGACCCCAAUGGAAAGUUCUUGGUUUUGGAGAACACUCAUCGUAGCAAGGUAAGCAACAGCGUCCACGGUAAAUAAUGUACUCUCUUAGGAUGAGGAUAUCAGUGGUUGCAAAGUUAUCAGGAAGUUGGAUAACCGCCAGACAAUUACCUACACCAUCCCCCCUAAUGUCAUCCUGAAGGCAGGCCGCACCACCAAGAUCUUUGCCCGCAAUCAAGGUGGCUUCCACAAUCCUCCAGAAAGCCUGGUAUUGGAUUCAGAGAACACUUGGGGCAUCGGAGCCAACGUGGUGACUCAAUUCAUCAACAAGGAAGGAGAGGAAAGAGCCACUCACAACCAGAAAACCGUUCAGACCGGCCAAUAA
Bursaphelenchus xylophilus (pine wood nematode) is the source of this 2784-nucleotide messenger RNA. Lineage: Eukaryota; Metazoa; Nematoda; Chromadorea; Rhabditida; Aphelenchoididae. The record is from the annotation of a GenBank genome assembly.